Molecule: messenger RNA, 1040 nt
Organism: Brassica oleracea var. oleracea
Lineage: Eukaryota; Viridiplantae; Streptophyta; Magnoliopsida; Brassicales; Brassicaceae
Product: aquaporin TIP2-3
Exons: 2
Coding region: 39-878 (279 amino acids)
Biological process (GO): water transport; transmembrane transport
Cellular component (GO): plant-type vacuole membrane
Molecular function (GO): water channel activity
Source: RefSeq, a predicted model, not a curated record
CGGUUUGGACGGCAUGCAAUAAUGCUCAGCCACGUAAUAUGGGACCCAUAGUCACUUGCUCUUCCCUAUACCGAAGGACCAGAAAAAAAAGAGCUAAAUUAACCAAAGUCUCGAGUAAAAAAAGCAUGGUGAAGAUCGAAGUUGGAAGUGUGGGUGACUCGUUCAGUGUUGCAUCUCUAAAGGCUUACUUGUCUGAGUUUAUCGCAACUCUUAUCUUUGUAUUCGCUGGCGUAGGCUCAGCUAUUGCCUUUGGCAAACUGACUUCCGAUGCCGCCUUGGACCCAGCUGGUCUUGUGGCUAUUGCGGUGGCUCACGCGUUUGCCUUAUUUGUUGGUGUUUCCAUUGCGGCUAACAUCUCUGGUGGCCACCUUAACCCUGCCGUGACUCUCGGUCUUGCCGUUGGCGGAAACAUAACACUGAUCACGGGUUUCUUAUACUGGAUCGCUCAGUGUCUUGGCUCCAUCGUUGCUUGCCUUCUCCUUGUCUAUGUUACCAACGGCGAGAGCGUACCAACCCACGGAGUCGGAGCCGGUUUGGGAGCACUCGAAGGUAUCGUGAUGGAGAUCGUUGUGACAUUUGCUUUGGUCUAUACCGUUUACGCCACCGCUGCUGAUCCAAAAAAGGGAUCGCUCGGAACCAUUGCUCCGAUCGCUAUUGGUUUCAUCGUUGGUGCCAAUAUCCUCGCUGCUGGUCCAUUCAGCGGUGGCUCAAUGAACCCAGCAAGGUCGUUCGGACCAUCUGUUGUCAGUGGAGACUUGUCACAAAUCUGGAUCUAUUGGGUGGGUCCACUCGUUGGUGGUGGACUUGCUGGACUAAUCUACGGUGAUGUGUUCAUUGGUUCUUACCAAGAGGUUGAAACCUGUGAGAUCCGAGUUUGAUUAACCGGAUUUGUGAUUUCUUGAUGUUUGCUUUGAUUUUGUGUUUGCUGUGUAUGCUUGAUGUCCAUGCCUGCGUCUCUACAAGAUUGCAUGUAGAGAAAAAAGUUAUCUUAAAAAAAGAAGAAGUUAUCUUGUUAAUAAUAAGAAAUAUGUAUAUUUUCC